AUGGACCCAGGGGUGUACCUACAAGACCUGGCCUGCCCGCACAAGGGUUUGGACACAAAGACCGUGCUAGACUGGCUGCUCGGAAUGGCAGUGCACCUUGAGUACUCGGAUGACCCGGACAAGUACGUGGAGGCCAGCAAAAAGGCAGAGCAGGACACGGGCGCCCCCAAGAUGGUGCACGCAAACCCGCUGGACGACUUGGACUUUAACUGCCAAGAGUUCCGACAGGGCGUGCUGGCACUGGCGCAGUACCUUGGGGUCACCCAGCAUCUGUAUCACCUUGUGACACUGCAGGGCGUUUGUGCAUUGAUCCAGGAGCGGCUCUCUGCUACCAGCCAGGAGGCGAUGAAGCAGCGCAGUUCGCAGGGCAAGCCUUAUCCAUUGAAAGAGAGCAGCCUAGGCUUCGACACUGGAGACCCUGUGCUGAACCAAGCGUCCAAGGUGCUACGGCUGCUCUAUGCACAGGACCUGCGUGACCUGCAGACUCGCAUAAACGAAGCCAUCGUGGCCGUGCAGGCCAUCACGGCAAACCCAAAGACCGACACCCAGCUGGGAAAAGUGGGCCGCUAGACGCAUCCACCACCACCGCCAUACUCCAGUGCCUGCUCUCUCUCUCCAAUGGACACAUCUGUGUG
Dermacentor andersoni is the source of this 635-nucleotide messenger RNA. The record is from RefSeq and is a predicted model, not a curated record. Lineage: Eukaryota; Metazoa; Arthropoda; Arachnida; Ixodida; Ixodidae.